Messenger RNA from Penicillium malachiteum, 852 nucleotides. Its product is annotated as 25S rRNA (adenine2142-N1)-methyltransferase. Lineage: Eukaryota; Fungi; Ascomycota; Eurotiomycetes; Eurotiales; Aspergillaceae. The transcript has a single exon. Gene Ontology annotation, molecular function: rRNA (adenine) methyltransferase activity. The coding region runs from base 1 to 852 and encodes 283 amino acids. The record is from RefSeq and is a predicted model, not a curated record. Gene Ontology annotation, cellular component: nucleolus.
AUGCCCUCGAAGCGUCGGCAACGUCCCGGUCUACUUUCCAGUACUCGACCGCGGACAGUCGCAAAAUCCAACCAUGCUGCUCUAUCAGCCAAGGCUACCCGGACUCUGAUCCGCUCUCACCACCAACUCCUUAAGGCUAAGGCACAGGCUGAGAAAGCAGGAGACGAGGCUCUUGCAAGCAGUAUCAAUGCUCAGAUUGAAGCUCGAGGCGGCUUGGAAAGUUACCAGGUUGCUAGCAAGUUGGGCCAAUCUGGCGAGCGAGGCGGCGAUUCCAGUAAGACUCUGAUAGACUGGAUCAAGCCGCAGCUCAAGGAGUGGAAAUCAACAUUGCCCAAGUUGCGAGUCCUUGAAGUUGGCGCAUUAAGUACGAAGAAUGCCUGCUCCAGAACUCCUUCCCUGGAUGUUUCGCGGAUCGACCUGAACUCUCAAGAGCCAGGUAUCUUGAAGCAAGAUUUCAUGGAACGGCCAUUGCCAUCUACAGAAGAUGAGAGGUUCCACGUCAUCAGUCUUUCAUUGGUGCUCAACUAUGUUCCCGACCCUGUGGGUCGCGGUGAUAUGCUCAGCCGCUGUGUCCAAUUCUUGACAGCUGAAUGUCCCAUUUCACUUCCACCAACUCUCUUCCUUGUACUGCCAGUGGCCUGUGUGGACAACUCACGUUAUCUCACAGAAGAUCGGCUUCUUGCCAUCUUAUCAAGUCUGGGCUUCGAGCUUGCACAGAGCAGGCGUACAAACAAGCUGAUCUAUCAAUUAUGGAACCAUACGGGGCCAGGUUCGCCACAGGCUUUCAAAAAGGAGAUGCUUAAUCCUGGUCAUACACGGAACAAUUUUGCUGUCAUUAUGCGUGAAAGCUGA